AUGCCGCAACCACCAGUACAAAUAACCUCCAAGGAGCACUUUGACGGCAUCCUCAAAAAGUCCAAACUCGUCGUCGCUGACUUCUUUGCUGACUGGUGCGGUCCUUGUCAACAAAUUGCGCCCGUUUACGAGGCCUUGUCGCAGUCCCUCACCCGCCCAGACCUCCUCACAUUUGUCAAGGUCGACACCGAAAAGAACCAGGCGCUUUCCGAAGAAUAUCAAAUCAGCGCGCUGCCGACCUUCCUGCUGUUCCAGAAAGGCAAAGUCAUACAAACAGUCCAGGGCGCCAAUCCUACCGAGCUUAGACGCAUCAUCCAGAAGCUGUCCUCAGAGCUUGAGUCUGCUGAUGAGGCCUCUGGCUCCGGCGGCGGCGGCGGCAGCAGCAGCAGCAGCAGCAACGGCCCGUGGACUGGCGCAGAGAUUCCCCGCGGUUACAGCGAUAUUUCCGAUCAGGUAGAGACACGAAACUCUGAGCUACUGAAUGCGGACGACGAUGCCGGGCCCGUCAAGGUGCUAUUCGAUAUUGCCAAGCCAGCCGCCUUGAAUAACGACGAUAACACCACCAAGGACUAUGUCCAGAGCGGAGCGGACGACCAGCUUCUUUUGUUUAUCCCGUUUCAGGGCACAGUCAAGCUUCACACGUUGCAGAUUACCUCUCUUCCACCCAAGGGACAAGAUGACGUCUCAAGACCCGAGGUUAUUCACCUGUAUAUCAACAGACCCCAGAACAUGGACUUUAGCGAAGCAGACGAUACGGAGCCCACCCAGGCUAUCACCCUAAAGCCCGAGGACUGGAACGCCCAAGGCACCGCCAACAUCAGCCUGCGCUUCGUCAAGUUCCAGAAGACGACGACGCUGAUCCUCUACGUGCAAAAGGGUGAGGAUGAUGCAGAGGCGGUCCGAAUUGAUCGGAUCAAGCUCAUCGGUGAGGCUGGCACCAAGCGCGAGAUGGGCAAGCUUCAAAAGGUGGGAGAGGAUGAAUAG
Molecule: messenger RNA, 984 nt
Organism: Pochonia chlamydosporia 170
Lineage: Eukaryota; Fungi; Ascomycota; Sordariomycetes; Hypocreales; Clavicipitaceae
Product: thioredoxin
Exons: 3
Coding region: 1-984 (327 amino acids)
Source: RefSeq, a predicted model, not a curated record